Molecule: messenger RNA, 1032 nt
Organism: Colossoma macropomum (tambaqui)
Lineage: Eukaryota; Metazoa; Chordata; Actinopteri; Characiformes; Serrasalmidae
Gene: foxl2a
Product: forkhead box L2a
Exons: 1
Coding region: 1-939 (312 amino acids)
Biological process (GO): cell differentiation; regulation of transcription by RNA polymerase II; anatomical structure morphogenesis
Molecular function (GO): DNA-binding transcription factor activity, RNA polymerase II-specific; RNA polymerase II cis-regulatory region sequence-specific DNA binding
Source: RefSeq, a predicted model, not a curated record
AUGAUGGCCGCGUACCUGAGCGCAGAGGAGAGCGUGAUGGGCCUGAUGGACUCCAGCUCGAGCGAGGCGGCGGAGAAGGAGCAGGCCAAGGAGGACGCCACGGUCGUGGAGAAGAAAGGGGCCGAGAAGCCGGACCCCACCCAGAAGCCCCCCUACUCGUACGUGGCGCUGAUCGCCAUGGCCAUCCGCGAGAGCUCCGAGAAGCGGCUCACGCUCUCCGGCAUCUACCAGUACAUCAUCAGCAAGUUCCCCUUCUACGAGAAGAACAAGAAGGGCUGGCAGAACAGCAUCCGCCACAAUCUGUCCCUCAACGAGUGCUUCAUCAAGGUUCCUCGCGAGGGCGGCGGCGAGAGGAAGGGCAACUACUGGACGCUGGACCCCGCAUGCGAAGACAUGUUCGAGAAGGGCAACUACAGGCGGCGGCGGCGGAUGAAGAGGCCGUUCAGGCCGCCUCCUCCGGCUCACUUCCAUUCCGGCAAGUCGCUCUUCGGCGGGGACGGCUACGGCUACCUGCCCGCGCCCAAGUACCUGCAGCCGGGCUUCCUCAACAGCUCGUGGUCCCUGCCGCAGACGCCCGCGCCCAUGCCCUACGCGCCUAGCGGCAACGCGAGCCCCGUCAACGUCAAGGGCUUGUCCGCGCACUCCUCCUACAGCCCGUACUCUCGCGUGCAAACCAUGCCUCUCCCGGGCAUCGUGAACUCCUACAACGGCAUGAGCGCCCACCACCACCCGCACCACCCCCACCACCACCACUCGCACCCACAGCACCCGCAGCAGCUCAGCCCCGUCACGGCCGCGUCGCCUCCGGUUUCGACGGGCAACAGCGCGGGCCUCCAGUUCGCCUGCUCGCGCCAGCCCGCCGAGCUAUCCAUGAUGCACUGCCCUUACUGGGAGCAUGAGGGCAAGCACUCCACGCUGCACGCGAGGAUCGAUUUAUAACCGACACCCCUCGGACCCCCGGAGGAACCUUGCUUGUGUUUUGGUGGAAGAAGAACAUUUCAAAAGAACUUUAACUGGACGACCACGAGUCGA